GGGGGGUGAAUGGGAUGGAAGAAGAGUUCUUGUUUUGUAUAUCAGUUUCUGUCUUUUUAUGUAUUUUUGGUUAAAAAAUCAAGCGAACAAAGCGAAGAUUCCUUCUUUUACACUGUUCAAAACUUUAAGGCGCUAAAGGGGGCAAAUUCAUCCUCGGGAUAGGGUUGUAGUGGUGAAAUGCUCGGCUGUUUGUAGAUAUAUAUUUAAAUAAUUGGUGAGUGUGUGUGUAAGUGUUUGAAGAUCGGGGUUUGACUGCUGGAGGAGUGUGUACAAGGCUCCACCCCCCACUCUGCCAGUUGGAUGGUGUUCAAGACGGCAGACGCUGGGAAGGCAGCUGUGUUGGGUUUUGGGAAGAAGAGAUCGAUGAUGGAAUUGCAGAAUUUACAGGAAGCACUCAAAGUGGAAAUCCAGAUCCAUCAGAAACUCGUGAGCCAGAUGAAGCAAGAUCCACAGAAUGCAGAUCUGAAGCUGCAGCUCCGUGACCUGCAGGCCAAGAUCACAGCGCUGAGUGAGCGGCAGAAAAAGGUGGUGGAGCAGUUAAGGAGAGAUCUACUGGUCAAACAGGAAGAUAUGAAGCUGCAGACACUACAAGCCGAUGGGCAAACAUCUACCUUGCUCAUCACGCAGACACAGACGCCUCUGCCUGCUGCCAGCCUCACUGCUCCACAGAGCUCUGUGGCUCCUGUCAUUGCUUCAAAGACUCUACCUCUGGUGCUGAGAGCUGCCACACACACCUCACCUAUCAUCAUGACACCAGCACCUACUUUCACCGUGGUCACAACCCUCGGCAGCACACUCCUAGCAAGCCCUCCUAGCUCAGACCCUCAGAAGUCCCCAGUAAACUUCCAGCCGGUCAUCCAAACGACCAAUCAGGGAGCAGAGCCACUGCGAGUCAUACCCAACAGCACUGUUGUUGUGCAAGCUGCCUCCCAACCAAUCAAAGUCCCUCAGUUUGUUCCUCCAGCCAGACAGACAACUCGACCAGCCACUCUACCACAGGUCAGACCAAAACCUCCAGCGUCUUUGUCUCCAGCUGCUGGUCAGGUUUCUGUGCACACCUUACAGUCACCGGUGUUACUGAGCACUGCCCUCCCUUCCUCUGGUCACGUCCAGCAGAUGCGGAUCCUCAAUGGCCUGCCCUGCCCCAGCAGCUCUAACAACACAAGCGUCCCGAUAUCCCCAUCUACACAAACACAGCCAUCUGCACAGAGACACACACAGCACUUACCUCACAACAGCCCCAGCUCUGACAACACGAUACCCGCAGUGGAAUAUGGGACAGAGCCAAAGACUUCAUUGCUCAUCUCUCCAGACACUCCUACACACACUUCACCUCCACAGUCUUUAGAUACGCCAUCUUCACCUGCCCCCUCCAACACACACACUCCUGCCUCCAAACAUCAGGAGAGCCCUCUGAAACUGGCCUUCAUGUUGUCUCUGGGACUGGUCACCCGCGACUAUUUAGAAGAGAUUCAAAGCAGGCGUCAGGAGCGCAAGAGACGAACAACAGCAAAUCCAAUAUACAGUGGAGCCAUGUUUGAACCAGAGCGGAAGAAGAGCUCAGUGUCGUAUCUGAGUUCAAUAAACCAGUCCAGCAGGAAGAGAGCCAAUGAGGACAGCUUGUCAGAGAUUCUGCAGAAGGAAGAUGCCAUUGAGUGGCCAGGGACUCUGGCUAUUGUCCAUUCCUACAUCUCCUAUAAAGCAGCUAAAGAGGGAGAGAAAGAUCGUCUGAAGACAUGGAGCACCGAGCUGCGGCAGGAGAGAGAGACGCUGGAGCACAGAAUCGGACAACUCAGCAACUCUAUAACAAGCUGCGCGGACAGCAAGACCAGCGUACUGGCCCAGCAGAGAGAGAUGGAGGCUUCGCUUGAGAAGAUGAGAGGGCUGGUGCAUCUGAUCAGAGGGAUCCAGUUGUCUCCCUUCAUCUGCCCCGGGGUCAUGGCGAAUGGAGAAACCUCCCACAACGGAGCUUCCAAACCCAGCAGCUUCAGCGCGGUCACCACAGACACAAACAACAACACAAAUACCCUAACAAGCUCCUCAGAAGCGACGGUGAUCGUUAACACCCUCACAAACACGAGCGAUACCUUUAAGCAGAUCGCCACGAAUAACAACCCAGAGGCUGCAGGUGCGAAGAGCGAUGAGGGCAGCGAGGAGAGCGCACAAAUCAACAGCACGUCCAGAAUCAAGAGCCAACCCAACAAUAUAAACGCCACAGCCUUCAGCAAUAACAGCAGCGACCAGACGCUUCUCAGUACCAACGGAGCCGUGUCCACAGGGGAGGAGAAUGCGAAAAAACACAAGGAGCUCAGCGUCAUCCCGCAGGCCCUCCUCGGCUCAAUCCUACCCCUUACAGAAGUGUCAGAGGGGGUGAAAUAGCAUCGACUACCCCGCCGCAGUUGGGGCCCAAAGCGUGCCAGUUAACAGUGUUGUUGUUUCGUGUUCUCGUUUCAUCUCUUGUAUCUAUGAGGGACAGAAAAUCCAUAGUGCCAUUUACUACAUGCAGGAAGGAGGUUCCUAAAGUACCAGCAAUGUGUAUGCUCACGUGUGCACACCCAAAAGAUUUCUACAAAGAAUAAUGAUAUAGAAAAGAGUAAUAAAAUGUAAAGAUAUCACACCAUUGUGUGCCUGAUACAGUUGCCAUAGCACCUCUGAGUGGGAACGCUUCUGAAGGCUGGAUCGGGGUGAAGGUCUCGUCCUGCUAGAUGAGUAGUGCAGCUUCCUAUCAGGUCCUGUAGCUCUGAUCCAAGACAUAAGAUACGACGUGUUGGGGAGUUCAGCAUCCGUUUUGUCUGUGAAACGUAACCGAGGUGCAGUUGUUUCGUCUAGUUUUCAGUUGUUGUGUCUCCAGGACCGAACUCGGAGCGCAAACACAGGUUCUUUGUCACACACUGACAGAAAUACAGGUCUUCCAGGCGUUCUUCUGGAGGUUUGACUAGUAUCAUUUGCAUUGUUUCUAAAAACCGAAACACUUCUGUAAAUACGUUUUGCUAUUUUUUACCUUAUUUAUCAUUUUGUUCUUUCGUACAAAAAUAUUCCGUAAUUCUGUUCUGCCAAAUAAUGGAUGCCACAGGGAACUGUUCUUUUACAUUAUUCUGAACACUAAAUAGAUAUUUGAGAGUAGUAGAGUAGUAUUUGUAGUGUCAGUCCUGAUAUGUCUGAGGUAAAUUCUGACCAUGCCUUAUCUACUGAACAGAUGUGAUUUAUUGAGAGCGUGGUUCAGGCGCCGUCACAGAAGGGAAUGAUUUGAGACGUUUUUCACAUUACUUUUCACUCCAUUUCUACAUUUAGAGGAUUUUUUAUUUACCCAGACUGUAGCAGGGGUCUCACGCCUUGUCCGAUGGCUUGCAGUCAGAAAUAUCCCAUAAAACCGCUAUGCCAGUAACGUUAUACUUAUAGGCCAAUUCAAGGGCUUCUGUUCUGUAUCGUUUUAACUUUACUACACUGUUCUGUAAACCUCUCCAAAAGCACAGCACAGCAGGCGUAUGUUAUACAGGCCUAGCUCAACUCUUUCACUAUCAUCUCUUCGGGGCUCUUCUGUUAUCACUUUAUUUACCUUGUUGCAUUUCUCUAACCGUAUCGGAGCUCUCGACGCUCUCUCACCGCUGUGCUUUUCACAGUGUGUGACUGCACAUGAACGAGCACAGACAAACACACCAGACCAGUUCUAACACCUGAGAGACAGCCGCCGUAGCUUGAACACCGCAUCAUGUGCCAAGAUGACACUUCCACAGUGUUUUUCCUUUAAAAAACAAAACAAGCACAAGAGAUAAUUCCAGAAACACGGUGGUGUCAAACACUCUUUUGAUAAAAGACAGAAAUGUUUCGCGUUUAUAUCUUCAUUUCAGGUUUGUGAGUGUUUUCCGUGCUGAACAUGAAGCUCUGGUCUGCUGUAGCCUCUGUGUAUUAGUUGCCUUAAGUUCUAUAGACUAUGUUAGGCUGUUUCAUCGUAGUGUUAUGACCUGUCGGUGUCUUAGAGUCAGUUGUCAUCGAAACGUGUGCAUAUUCAGGUUGUGUUAGUGAGGACAGAGUCUGACCGCUCCUCAGAAGAACUCUUAAGGUUACGUCUUAUAUCAAAACAUAAAAUAAUUUGCCGGUAUGUUUAUGAAAAAACUUUCCUUUUGUGUGAAGCCAUUCCACCCCAGUCUGAUGAUCUGGGUAUCCGCCUCUUAUUUUAUUUCAGCAUUUUCAAGAGUUUUCAACAAUCGCAGAAGUAUUCAACACAUUUUUUAUGAUAGACGUUAAUACUAAAACAUAUUUCAUCACUAUUGUGAAAAUUCCAAAGUGACGUAGAGAAGCUGCGUUCUGUUUGGUGGUUUAAUGGUAUCGAAGUGCAUUGAAAAAAUAAAGAAAAGGGAAAACAGCCCUUACAUAAAUGCUCAUCUGAUUUGACUUUUGCAAAUGUCAUCUCCUGUCCUUUAGGGGCCAAGAGUCCUGAGACCAGACGUGGUUAGUAGGACUGACUGUGCUUCUGUGACAGAUGUUCCCUGAAGAGAUAGAUGCGUCUCCUCAUUCAUGUUCCUUACACAUGAGAAUUGGGUAUUGUGUCCCGAAGUGUAUGAAGUCUGAUCUCCUCAGAUAUUAAAAGCGUUUUCCGAGAGCUCAGGCUUUCGUUCAUGUUUUUAAGAUUCGCAUAGUAAUGCUUUUGAAGAUUCACGUUCUUACACCUCAUGCUGUUACCUCAUUCAGGUUGAUGAAACCCUCAAGAAAAUCAAGGAUAGAUUAUUGCAACGUGAAGAUAUCAAGAACUCAAUUUACUUCAAUUUGUUGUAAAAAAAAAAAAAAAAAAGAGAGAAAAAUGUCUAGAUUCUUUCAUAAUAGUUUUUAAAAGGGAUGUGUAUUGCUCUUUUCUUUCAUUUUACUUUUUUUACAUUUUUGUAUGUUUUGUUUCUUAAUCUUGUGUGUUGCCUGAUGUCUGUUUACCUUUUCUCAUAGAAGUCCAUGUGUAAGUUAUUUGAAUAUAUAACUUCAUGAAUUCUUUCUGUUGAGGAGGCUGGAUAUUACUGGAGCAUUUGAUCAAUUUGUAUUUAUUUAUUUUUACCAUUUUUGCUAAAUAAAAUUGUAAAUUAAACAGUC
Molecule: messenger RNA, 5076 nt
Organism: Carassius auratus (goldfish)
Lineage: Eukaryota; Metazoa; Chordata; Actinopteri; Cypriniformes; Cyprinidae
Product: PHD finger protein 21A-like
Exons: 17
Coding region: 301-2379 (692 amino acids)
Biological process (GO): negative regulation of transcription by RNA polymerase II
Cellular component (GO): histone deacetylase complex
Molecular function (GO): chromatin binding
Source: RefSeq, a predicted model, not a curated record